AUGUUUCCAAGUAAAUUGUAUGAUUUAUAAUUGACACCCUCAUUGAACAAACUAAAUUGCGAUUUGGAGAGUGCCAAAUUAAUGGAAUCAUUCAGAAAACUCCUACUUGAGGAUGACAAAGAAAUUUUGACUCCAGCCUUGGACUUAAUGAAAGCCAUAUCACAUGCACUUUAUGGCACCAUCGUGUAUUGGAAAUCCUUAAGUGAUAAAUGCAAGGAUGAUGACCUUAACACUUUAAGUUAGCAAUUUCAAAGGAAAAUUGUGAUUUAUGAUAUGUGCGAGGAUAAAGAUCUGAGGUGUUAAAUCAUCAACUUUGGUUAUAAAAAACGCAUUUAUCUCGCUCGGUAUCUCAAUUACUUUUAUGUGGUUGGCAAGAAAGGCAGCGAGGAAAAGCAUAAAUUGAUCAAAGACAUACUGUUGGAUGUAAUUAAUGACAUUAUAGGUUUACCUAUAAGAAGACACAAGCGAUCAUAUUCAGAUCCUUUCAAAUACCUUUCUGAUUAAAAAGACAAUCGAAUCAAUAAGCUUAAUGUCAAGAAUGUACCUCUCUCUCCAUCCAAUAUAUCCAGAACAAGCUUACAGAUGCAACUCUUAGAUGAAAUCAAUCAAGACGGAGAUCUGCUCAUGUAGGAAUGCAAUUCAGUCAUCAACUCAUCCACUACUUAAAAUGAUCUUCUGCAAUCUUUGAAUCUGAAUUUAUAAGAAGGCACAAAUAUUCUCUCAAAUAUUAGAUAUUUUGGUACUCUUAAGUUUUAUGACGAAGCCAGAUCAUAUGGAUUCAUUAUUAUGGAUUAAGACGGAAGUGAUUUAUUCGUUCAUUGUGAUGAUCUAACUAAAGCAGGAAUGACAAAGGAUUUCUUAAGAACUGCAAAACAAGGUAAUAUCAUUAGAUUCUCAUUUUUGAUACUGGAAUAUUUUGGUAAAUACAAUAAGAGUAGAAAAGCGGUUGACUUGUAAUUUAUCCAGGGUUAACCCUAUUUCAUGUGA
Messenger RNA from Paramecium tetraurelia, 987 nucleotides. RefSeq lists its product as uncharacterized. The transcript has 3 exons. NCBI's taxonomy places the organism in Eukaryota, Ciliophora, Oligohymenophorea, Peniculida, Parameciidae. Gene Ontology annotation, molecular function: nucleic acid binding. The record is from RefSeq and is a predicted model, not a curated record.